AUGAAAAAUGUACAUACAGAUCUAGGCCACAUAGGAAUUAAACAGAUGCAGAAAAUGAUUAGCUCAGUGUAUGCAGCAGAAAAUAUGACUAAAAAUAUAAAAUUAAUCUGUGAGGGUUGUAUAGUAUGUUUAAAGAAUAAAUCAAGAGGACAUAAUAAAUAUGGACUGAUGUCUCAUUUGGGUCCUGCUACAAAACCUUUUCAGAUAUGCUCUAUUGACACCGUAGGAGGUUUCGGAGGUACCAGAUCAACGAAGAGAUAUUUACACCUUUUAUCAGAUCAUUUCACCCGAUAUGCAUAUAUUCUAGCAUCAAGUACCCAAAAUGCAAAUGACUUCAUAAAGCUGAUAAAGAAUUGUGCAGAGAGUGAUAACAUUGAAUUGAUAUUAUCAGACCAAUGCCCAGGUAUCAACUCUAAGGAAUUCAAGAGAUUUUUGGAUGAAAAUAAUAUUCCCAUAAUUUUUACAGCAGUGAACUCUCCUUUCUCAAACGGCUUAAACGAGAGAUUAAAUCAAACAUUGGUCAAUAAAAUAAGGUGCAGGAUGAACGAACAUGACAAGAAAAAAGCAUGGACAUCUGUAGUUCACAGUUGUGUACAAAAAUACAAUGAAACGGAACACACUGUUACUGGAUAUGCUCCAAAAUCACUUGGGUGUAACAUGAGCAUUAAGGUGCACUAUUUACACAGCCACUUAGACCGUUUUCCUGAUAAUUUAGGCGAAAUUACUGAGGAGCAAGGUGAAAGAUUUCACCAAGAUAUAAAAUGUAUGGAGGAUCGCUAUCAAGGAAGAUGGGAUACUCACAUAUGGGAGAUUACUGCUGGGCUUUAA
Diorhabda sublineata is the source of this 828-nucleotide messenger RNA. RefSeq lists its product as uncharacterized. Bases 1 to 828 code for a protein of 275 amino acids. Lineage: Eukaryota; Metazoa; Arthropoda; Insecta; Coleoptera; Chrysomelidae. The record is from RefSeq and is a predicted model, not a curated record. The transcript has 2 exons. Gene Ontology annotation, molecular function: nucleic acid binding. Gene Ontology annotation, biological process: DNA integration.